Molecule: messenger RNA, 1128 nt
Organism: Euleptes europaea (tarantolino)
Lineage: Eukaryota; Metazoa; Chordata; Lepidosauria; Squamata; Sphaerodactylidae
Gene: XRCC3
Product: X-ray repair cross complementing 3
Exons: 7
Coding region: 19-1080 (353 amino acids)
Biological process (GO): t-circle formation; telomere maintenance via recombination; double-strand break repair via synthesis-dependent strand annealing
Cellular component (GO): Rad51C-XRCC3 complex; replication fork
Molecular function (GO): four-way junction DNA binding; ATP-dependent DNA damage sensor activity; ATP binding
Source: RefSeq, a predicted model, not a curated record
CACAGUGUUUUUCAAGAAAUGGAUUGGGAUCAGCUCGACAUGAACCCCAGAGUGAUUGCAGCUAUUAAAAAAGCUAACCUAAGAUCUGUCAAAGAGAUUUUGAAUCUUUCAGGAGCAGAUUUGCAAAGGUUGACCAAACUGUCCUGUACGGAUGUACAAUACCUAUUAAGAGCCGUUUCUGGUGCACUGAGGAAGAACUCGGGCCUUACAGCACUGCAGCUCUUCCGAGACGAAAACCACAGCACUUCCCAACGCCGGAAACUAAGCUUAGGCUGCCCAGUUCUAGAUGGUUUGCUAAGAGGCGGCAUUCCGCUGACGGGGAUUACCGAAAUUGCCGGCGAGAGCUCGGCUGGGAAGACCCAGAUCGGCUUACAGCUGUGCCUUUCUGUGCAAUAUCCGUUUGAACACGGUGGACUAGAAUGUGGUGCCAUUUACAUUUGCACAGAAGACGCUUUCCCCCAUAAGCGCCUCCAGCAAUUGACUGAACGCCAAUCCCAGCUGAGAGGCGACAUCCCCCGUUCCGUCGUGCAGAAGAUAAAAUUCGGAAACAGCAUUUUUGUUGAACACGCGGCCGAUAUCGAGACUUUCUACGAGUGCAUCGCAAAGAAGGUCAGCAUACUGCUUUCGCGAGGCAUGGUGCGCCUGGUCGUCAUCGAUUCCAUCGCCGCCUUAUUCCGAUGCGAGUUUGCAGCUAAGGACUCUGUGCUCAAAGCCAAGUACUUGCAGACAAUUGGAGCAAAACUUCACCGGUUAAGCAGCACUUUCCGGACCCCGGUAGUGUGUAUGAAUCAGGUAACGGAUACAAUGGGUGAGGGCCCCAGCGGCGAUCACAGCAGUCCUUGCUCUACGGGCAAGAGUGUUGUUCCGGCCCUUGGAAUCACCUGGUCCAACCAACUGCUGAUGAGAUUGAUGGUCAACCGCACAAGCCAUCUAGUGCAGCCUGCUGAAGACGCACCCCAUGGAAGCACGUUAAGGACAAUGAGGGUGAUUUUUGCUCCCCAUUUGCCCCAGUCUGCUUGCUGUUACACAGUGAACCUGGAAGGAGUGAAAGGAAUACGGAUGGAGACUCUGACAUGGUAGGAAGCAAAGCAGAGAAGGUACAAGUCUUCUCCCUCCUUUUGUGUUUAU